AUUGAGGUGAUUAACUGGGCGGAAGCGGUGUGGUGACAAUGUUUUUGCUAUCUUCAUCUCUUGUUAACCUUUCAAAUGAUGAUCAUGAGUUAAUGUUCUGUUUUUAAUCAUUUUCUGCUCAAAUGAUUGGGCAGGUUUUACUAUCCAAUCGCGUGAUUCGUAUGAUUGGGUUGGACAUACCAAAUGGGCAAACCCCAAUUAAGCCUAUGAAAAAUACAAUGUUCUGCACUUCUGUUUACCCGACCACAAACGAUGUCAUCGGAGGAAGACUACAACGACGUGGACUACGAUGAUCAUGACGACGGAGAUUCACCUAGUUCCGGCGACGACAACGACAACGACAACGACAGCGAUAAUUUGGAAUUCGCAGAUACCAAUGCUAAUGAUCAAUGUGAUUCUUUCUCGUCUCCCUCCUCGUGUCAGGUGAUUACAAGUGACUCUCUUUGGGCUGCACAGUGGAAUAUUUUGCAAAAAGUAAUGGAUUUACUGAUGGUGGGAGUACACCAUGCCAGAACUUUACUUAUUCAUUACCACUGGAAUGUUGAUAAAUUAGUCACGGUAUUUGUUGACAAGGACAAAGACCAUUUGUUCGCUGAAGCUGGAGUUAAAAUGUUAAAAUGCCCUGAUCUAGGCACUUACGUAUCGCCUUCUUCAACCCUCUUCUGUCAUGUUUGCAUGGAGAAUGUCCAGUUCAAUACAGCGACUCAAAUGGAUUGCCAACAUUCAUUUUGCAAUGAUUGCUGGACAGAGCAUUUUAUUCAGCAGAUAAGGGAUGGCCAUAGCAGGCGAAUUAGGUGCAUGGAACACAAAUGCAAUACAAUCUGUGACGAAUCUGUCAUACGAAACUUAGUAAGCAAGAGAGAUCAAGAUCUGGCAAAGAAAUUUGAUCGCGUUCUUCUAGAAUCAUACAUUGAGGAGAAUAAGUUUGUAAAUUGGUGUCCAAGUGUUCCUCAUUGUGGAAACGCUAUACGUGUUGAGGGUGACGUUCUUUGCGAGGUAGGAUGUACGUGUGGUUUACAAUUUUGUUUUGGAUGUUUAUCAGAAGCACACUCUCCUUGUUCAUGUUUAAUGUGGGACUUGUGGAGCAAGAAGUGGAAAGAUGAAUCGUUGAACUUGAACUGGAUUAAGGUCAAUACAAAGAAUUGUCCAUCGUGUCAAAAGCCCGUGGAGAAGAAUGAAGGAUGCAAUAUUGUCAGAUGUGUGUGUGGAAAACCUUUCUGUUGGGUAUGUUUGCAAGCAAAGAGCUACAACCAUAAAUGUGGGAGUUAUGUAGACCCAGGAGAUUCUAUUGAACAGGCAAAAAAGAUCCUGUACCGAUACAGGCACUACUAUGAACGGUUCAAAGCACAUAGAGAUUCCUUGAAACUCGAGACUGAACUAGAGAAGACUGUAAAAGUAAAGAUCUCAAGUUCUGAGAAGAAAACAGGGCUUCUAGACUUUACCUGGUUGGAGAAAGGAAUGUGCCGAUUAUUCAGGUCAAGACGGGCUCUUUCAUACUCGUAUGCCUUUGCCUUUUACAUGUUUGGAGAUGAGUUAUUCAAGGAUGACUUGAGUAAACAAGAGAGGGAAUUAAAACAAAAUUUGUUCGAAGAUCAACAACAGCAAUUCGAGGCUAAUGUUGAGAAACUCUCGAGGUUGAUAGAAGAGCCAAUUGACAAGUAUUCUGUGGAUGAAGUCAAGGAUACAAGGGUAAAAGUUGUUAUUUUGUCUAAUGUUGUUGCCAAGUUCUGCAAGAGUAUGUACGAUUGCAUUGAAAAUGAUUUACUAGGUUGCCUUCGUUACAAUAUUCAUAACAUCGCGCCUUAUAGAUCAGACGGAGUUGAGAUGGCGUCUGAGCUCUCUGUUAGCCUGAGUUCAACAGGCAGUGGAGGUGUGCCAUCAGAAGAAGAGAUAAAUGGGUGGAUGAUGGAAAUCGACGAGUCGUCGAGUUUUGAAAGAUCUAGUAAAAUGACGAGGGUCAGCUGAUGCAUGCUAGAUGUAGCAGUGGUUAUAGUGUGGCAGGCUCAGAGAUUUCUUCUGAUAAAUUUGUCCAAAAGGGUUUCUUGAUUCUUGCUUAAUAAAGGUUCACACCUUAAGGAGUGCACUACUUUAUGAAAAUUUCAAUAAAAAGAAAAUCAUGGCUGUAAAUUUUGGUAUGGAAUAAAUAGUCACGCUAAAAGUGUAUUGUGGACGUGCAAUGUGGGCCUUACAUAUGGAUAGAAGUACUAUAUUAUUCCCUCUUGGAUAAUAUUACGUAAUAGGGUUUUUGUUUUUUUCUGUAUGCGGAGGAAUAAAAAGGCGUUAUGUAGACAUGAUC
This is a messenger RNA of Spinacia oleracea (spinach), 2296 nucleotides long. Its product is annotated as probable E3 ubiquitin-protein ligase ARI1. Gene Ontology annotation, biological process: protein ubiquitination. Lineage: Eukaryota; Viridiplantae; Streptophyta; Magnoliopsida; Caryophyllales; Amaranthaceae. The record is from RefSeq and is a predicted model, not a curated record. The coding region runs from base 253 to 1965 and encodes 570 amino acids. The transcript has 8 exons. Gene Ontology annotation, molecular function: ubiquitin-protein transferase activity; zinc ion binding.